Molecule: messenger RNA, 2873 nt
Organism: Actinia tenebrosa (Australian red waratah sea anemone)
Lineage: Eukaryota; Metazoa; Cnidaria; Anthozoa; Actiniaria; Actiniidae
Source: RefSeq, a predicted model, not a curated record
CGUAGUGAAGUAGAAUAUAAAGUUCUUCCUUGCUACCAUGGCGAUAUAACUAUAAAACAAACAGACUAGUCCCCUGUAGUGCAUUGCUUAUUUUCUCUCGAUAAAGAGUUUAUUCCAUUUUCGGAGUUUACAUAUAUAUACGAGAGAUUAACGAACCUGGGUCAUACGUUUUCGAGGCCUUGCCAACCAAGAAUAUUAUAAAUACUUAACUUAAGGUUAGUCUCAUUUUCACCGAAAUUGUAAUCUUCAAAAGGAUUUUAUGAAUGUGAAUGUAAAACUGUAUACAACACAGAGCUGAGUGAAUCAUGGWAAAGCUACUUGCAUCAGUUAUUUUUUUCACUCUGGGGUUUUCUCUUACCCUCGCUUCAAACUCAGAUAUAAUUUUCUUCUUCCCACUCAACUCUACAACGAUAUCCGGUGUGACCAAGAAUGGUUCCUGCACCAUUCUCACCUCCGCUUCAAUCCAAGGCUCUGCACUUACUACAGUAAAAGGUCCCGACUCAUCACAGAGCGAUCCAUCAGUGAAUCUUGCUCCAGACAACUGGGUCAAUCUUGGAGAUUUCAGCGGCACGUGUAUCAGUAACCCUGGGUUGUGUACUAGUGGUAUGACAGUUGUAUUCUGGGUUCGUCUWAAUGCCAGUGGGUCAGGAGACAGGCACAUCAUCAGUACAGGAAGGAUGGAUACAUCAAGAGGGCUUCAAGUGUUCUACACGAACUCUCACACAAACGUCAUCCUGUGUGAUGGCACAAAACGUUACCCAGCAGAAAUCUCAUUUCCUGGUGAUUGGACGCACGUAGUUGCAGUUUACAAUCCUGCUGGUACAACAGCUGCAGACAAGUUCUACGUGUAUGUUAACGGUACACAUAAAGAAACGGCCCGAUACGAGACGAGUUGUACACACGCUGACACCGAAACUAGYUUGUUGAUUGGCCACGACAAUACGAGCGCUCUCUUUGGCGGAAGACAGGUUGCUCUAUCGCAAUUGGCUUUCUUCUUCAGAUCAUUAAACCGAACGGAGGCUCAACAGAUGUAUUCUAGCCCGUCCACCGGAAUCCAACUGAAUUGUCYAGGUAAGAAAUUUUUUGCUCAAGAUUUCGGAGUAGUUAAYUUAGUUGUAGUAUUGAUGGRUUGCAAGCAUUCCCAACAGAGUUAAAAGACAAAAACAUAGCGGCCAUUGUGGUACCGUUAACAAUGGAUGCUAAAUGUUUUUGUUAAAUGGUACCAAAAUGGCCGCGAUGACGUAACAUGCAAACGAAGRAUAGGCUCAUAUCGGCAACUGAUAAACGAUCGAUCGCUACUAAUAGCAACCAAGCCCAUGUCUUAUCUGAUACUCUAAGACCUAUACUGAUGAACUUAAGGUUGGCGUGCUUCCUGGACUCUGCGCAGCGUUUGAUUAAAGAUCAAUGGUUGUCGCCCUCGACGUUCGAGGGCGACUCGCGUUUUUUUAUUUCAUUUCUCUGCAAUGAGUAAUGUCGGCUCAUCAAUAUUCAUAGAGCCUACGACUACAGCAGCCUCUACUAUAGCUAGUGCCUCUCCUACAACAACUGCUGCCCCUACCACUGCGGCCCCUACCACUGCGGCCCCUACCACUGCGGCCCCUACCACUGCGGCCCCUACCACUGCGGCCCCUACCACUGCGGCCUCUACUGUGACUACCACUGCGGCCUCUACUGUUGCUACCACUGCAGGGGCAGCUUCGAUCACGUCUAGUGCCGCUACUGGAGCAGCAKCAYCAUCCAGYMCUGCUGGUGUUACUCCUACUACUCCUACAGGAUCGUCAGGAUUACCUUCAGGACAAGGACAAGGACAAGGACAAGACAACGAUGAUAAAAGGCGUCCUCCCACUGUACUCAUACUGCUGUCCUUCUCUUUGUUUUUACUUCUCGUCAUCGUCAUCAUCCUCAUCAUUGGCUGCUGUAUCAUCGUACCCAGGGCCAAGGAGAAGGGAUACUAGUGCCUUUGAAGAAAGCAACGAUAGCUUAAUUCUUGAUUUGAGUCUUGAUUUUUCGAUCUUUAAUAAGUGUGGAUCCAGGAGGGUGUAUUUAGUGACUCGCUACCUCCCUUUAGAGGUGAAAAUAAUAAGAAUAAAUAUGAUGUAAAACCUAAGAAGGACGCUAUGCGAUGCCUUUUUAGGUAACAGUACAGUUACCCCCUUGAAAUCGUUCUGGAGUAUGCCACGUAAGCAAUAGCCAUGCCCUGACUUUUAUAAGCCCAGAAGUUGUUUCAAGGUAUCGAUAAGAUGUGAAUAUUUCAAUGAUAACAUAAAUCUGGACAGGCGAAGUCAUGUCGAGUCUAAAAUUUUUGAUCAUUAUCAGUAAUUAAAUAUUUUGAGCACUUUCCUUAAACCUGUCCUUUAAUCUUUUAUCCUUCUGACUUGGCAUACUAGUUUCCUUCAAUAAUCAUCAAGUUUUCUCUCAUAUAGUAUAUAGUCUUAGAUAUAGAGUAUUACAGUGGAUAAGUGACAUUGAAUUAUCAUUAUAAGGUAACGAAUCCAGAUCCCUGCAUGUCAAGCUUAACAUUCUUUUGAAUGAAGUUAGAUUUCUUAGAUUAUAGAUAGAAAGGGAUAUUAAUACUCUCCUUAUUGUACAUUAACACAUGCAUGACUGAUACAGAAUUUACUGUAAAUAGAAAGGGAAAAGGAAAAAAAGGAAUGAAGGAAAUGAUGAAAGAAAAAUAGCUGACAGGAAAAAGGAAUAAUGCAUGAAUGCAAGGAAAGAAGAAAGAAAGAGGUUGGAAGGUUUGGGAUGUUGCGUUGACUCGGUUACCGUGUCUGUUCUAUCAGUAAUUCACCAAUUCAUCUCUCGAAUCUUUGUUACCUUAUGUCCUUGUCUCACACGUACAACAAAUAAGAUAAAAGCUUUUUGAAAUCUGU